AUGGCGUCAUAUAAGCCGACAUUAGUAGUUGAUAAUGGCACAGGAUAUACGAAAAUGGGAUACGCUGGGAAUGCUGAACCUAGCUAUAUUAUUCCAUCUACCAUUGCCGUAAGUGGAAAUGACUCAAGCACAGUGCGUUGUCGUCAGGGGAUUGAUGAUCUGGACUUUUACAUUGGUAACGAAGCACUGGACCACGCGUCCACGCACCAAGUCAAUUAUCCCAUUGCUCAAGGCAUUAUUCAAAAUUGGGACAAUAUGGAAAAGCUCUGGCAACGCUGUCUCUUUCAGCAUAUGCGCUGCGAGCCAGAGGAACAUUACAUGCUGCUAACAGAGCCUCCAUUGAAUCCACCCGAGAACCGAGAAGCUACGGCCGAGAUUAUGUUUGAGACUUUCAAUGUGCCGGGACUUUACAUUGCAGUCCAGGCCGUGCUGGCGCUGUACGCAUCUUGGCCUAAAAUUAAGGACCCCAGUCAGCGGUCGCUGACUGGGACGGUCAUUGACUCGGGAGAUGGAGUGACGCACGUCAUCCCAGUAUCGGAUGGGUACGUGAUUGGAAGCUGCAUUCGUCAUAUUCCGUUAGCUGGACGCGACGUGACGCAUUUUAUUCAAAAGAUGAUUCGUGAUCGAGGUGAACUGGUCCCUCCUGAGGAUUCGCUUGAAGUGGCGAAGCGCGUUAAGGAGGCACACAGUUACGUGUGCUCGGAUCUUGUUAAGGAAUUUAAGAAAUACGACACUAAGCCUGAAAAGUACUUCAUGAAGUAUACGGACUUGCAUCCACGUACCAAGCAGCCAUGGGAGAUUGAUGUGGGAUACGAACGCUUUUUGGCGCCUGAGAUUUUUUUUAAUCCAGAGAUCUUUUCGACUGACUUCACCACGCCAUUGCCAAACGUAGUAGAUGAAGCAAUCUUGAAGUGUCCGAUUGAUACGCGGCGUGGAUUGUACAAGAAUAUUGUGUUAUCGGGAGGCAGCACCAUGUUCAAGGAUUUUGGCCGUCGUCUACAGCGUGACAUCAAGCGUCUUGCUGACGACCGACAGGCGGCUAACCUCGCCUUGCACUCUAAAUUCCAACAAGCACAUGCUGAAGCUCUCGAAGUCAAUGUACUAUCGCACCGCAUGCAGCGGUUUGCUGUUUGGUUUGGCGGUAGCAUGGUCGCUUCCACUCCCGACUUCUAUCGUGUUUGCCACACGAAGGCACAGUACGAGGAGGAAGGUCCGCGCAUCGCUCGCCACAACCCCGUGUUCAACGCCACCAUGUAA
Peronospora belbahrii is the source of this 1257-nucleotide messenger RNA. The record is from the annotation of a GenBank genome assembly. Lineage: Eukaryota; Oomycota; Peronosporomycetes; Peronosporales; Peronosporaceae.